Sarcophilus harrisii (Tasmanian devil) is the source of this 2546-nucleotide messenger RNA. Its product is annotated as putative pregnancy-specific beta-1-glycoprotein 7. The record is from RefSeq and is a predicted model, not a curated record. The coding region runs from base 289 to 1971 and encodes 560 amino acids. Lineage: Eukaryota; Metazoa; Chordata; Mammalia; Dasyuromorphia; Dasyuridae. The transcript is spliced from 10 exons.
GGGAAGAGGGAGGAGGGAGGAGAAAGUGAGAGGCUAAGUCCCUGCCCUGUGGGCCCUUGUGAUCCAGGCAGAUAGAAGAGCUCCAGCUCUGAAGAGAGACCUCAGUCUUCCAGAGAAGGAGGAGACCAAGAGACCCAGCUCUGGGUUGUUCCCAGGGACAGGUUUAACCUGGACAGCAUCAGGGACACCUCCAGGGUCUGCCUUUGAACCUGUACAGGGAAGACACAGGUCAGGAAAGCAGAGAGAUUCUUGGGAAGGAGACGGGGUGACACAGCCAAGCCCAGCCCCAUGGAGAGCCCUUCAGAACCUCAGUGCAGGACGCUCAGCCCCUGGAGGGGGCUCCUGAUCACAGCCUCCAUCCUCAGCUGCUGGAUCCAGCCGACAUCUGCUCAAGUCACUAUUGUUCCAAACCCUCCCUUUGGGGAAGUGAACCACAAUGUCACCUUGGAGAUCCGGGGCUUCUCAGGCCAGGCUCUCUUCUAUACUUGGUACAGAAAAGCAGUAGCAGAACCCAACAGGAUCACUCGCUACACGGUUGAAACUGGAGAGCAGGAGCCUGCAGGCAUCCGGGAGAAGGUGCUCCCCAACGGCUCCCUGCUCAUCCCUGACCUCACCUUAAGUGACACUGAUGACUACCAUGUAACCAUUGUUAAUUCUCGAGGUGACAUAAUACUUGGACAAGGAAAUUUAGCAGUGUAUGAUGGCCCGGAUACCCCCAUGAUUUUCCCCACAGCUCUGAAUUAUCCUGUAGGGGCAACUAUUGAGUUGAAUUGCUCUGCUGAGUCUAACCCACCUGCCCAAUUCACUUGGCUUAUCAAUGGAAUUCAGAUGGCAUCCACAUCCAAGCUCUCUAUUGCUAAUGUGUCUCUGAAUCACACUGGAACCUAUACCUGCAAUGCAUCUAACUCUGUCACUGGCUUGUCUAGGAGCAAAGACAUCAAUAUCACAGUCUCUGAAAGAACAAUCAAACCUUACCUCAUGGCCAACAGAACCAACAUGAUAGAGAAUGACGCUUUGGCCUUCACAUGUGGCACAGAACAGGAGGGAGUGGAUACUCUGUGGUUCUUCAAUGAAAAGCUUCUGAUUCUCAAUGAGAGGAUGGUGCUGUCCAUGAAAAACCGGACCCUCACCAUCCUGACUGUGAAGAGGGAGAACGCUGGGUCUUAUGAAUGUGAAAUCCGGAAUCCAAUCAGUUCCAGUAGAAGUGACCCCUUUAUCCUGCAUGUGAACUAUGGACCAGAAAACAUCAAGGUUGGACCAAACCCCAAGAAAGGAGAGGUUGAGGUCAAAAUCAAAGGCUCACUUACAUUAGAGUGCCAUGUUGAGUCUUACCCACCUGCCCAGUAUAGAUGGCAAGUCAAUGGCACCAAGAUCCCCAACUUCUCUAAUAAUACCUAUGUCAUCAAACAUGCAACUUGGGAAGAUUCAGGAAAGUAUACAUGUAUGGCAACGAAUAAUGUGACCAACUUGUCAGUCUCUAAGAGCAUCAGAAUUAAAGUCAUUGCAGAACAAUAUAUAGGAGGAAGUAAUGGUUCUUCACUGUCUGGAGGGGCCAUCACCGGCAUUGUGAUUGUAGUCCUGAUUGGAGUAAUUCUCAUUGGGGUCCUCAUCUAUAUCCAGUGCUUCAGAAAGGCUAGAAGGAUCAGCAAAUACCAGCUUUCAGAGAAGAACCAGUCAGCACACAAACAUGGUGAGGACAUCAUCAUGAAUGAAAACACUGUUCACCUACCAGGCUCAGCUCUGCCUGCACAGGGCUCAGGCUCUUCCCCUACUUUUCCUGAAGAACUACCUAAGAGUUCUUACCAGGUAUGUGAUCAAGGAGAGGCCAGAACUCUCUCAGAGACCAAGGGAGAGGUCAAAAUGGUGUCUAAGGAUGAAGUUCCAGCUGAUGGGACAGAGAACAGGAAUGAGGCCAGGGUGGAGACAUUGGACAUCACUAGAGUGGAUGUUUGUGACAAGAUCGACCUCUGAAAGAAACCUGAAGCCUAAGGAAGUGGGAAAAGUCCCCAGGGAUGUUGGGACAACCUUCAGUCACCAUUCAUGAAGAAGGGUUCACAGACAUCUCUCAGGGAAGAAAAUAGAGACAUUGAGGUCAAUUGGAAAAAUCAAGCAGAAAGGGAGAAAAAGGCUGGAUUUGAGAAAGGAGAAGAAUUCUAGGGACCCAGGGGCCCUCAGAUGUCCCAGAAAGUAUUAAGAGGAAUGAAAGGAGCCAGAGCUAUGUGACUAAGCUAUCAAAAAGCAAUGAAGCCUAUGCGAUGAGUUUGGGGACAUGCUCUGUUGCUCUCCAAGGGCUUCAAUAUUUUAAAUAUCAUCAUAUUUUCUUGUCUUCUUUAUCCCUUUUAUUCACAUAAAUAUCCUUUUGGAACCUUUUGUGUGUAUUCCUAUUGGAUGUGGUAAUAGAAGAUCCAUUAUAACCGCAUGGUCCUAAGAUGUUGUGAUUCUCAGCAUCAAAGAGUUCAUGGUCUUGGGCUUCUGAAAUCCCAUGGAACAAGGAAUCUUGUCAUAGGGUAUAUCUUGUAGAGGAAAUAUACCUAUAAUUUUAAGGU